This is a messenger RNA of Capsicum annuum, 2718 nucleotides long. RefSeq names its product UPF0481 protein At3g47200-like. Lineage: Eukaryota; Viridiplantae; Streptophyta; Magnoliopsida; Solanales; Solanaceae. Bases 1052 to 2464 code for a protein of 470 amino acids. The transcript has 2 exons. The record is from RefSeq and is a predicted model, not a curated record.
AAGGGUUGAACAGGCACAAUAGAAGAAACAACCAAUCAAAGAGGAAUUAGAGUUGAAGAAAGAGGGAUGGCACAGUCGCACUCCAUUGAGAUUGCUUCAAUAGAUGACCAAAUUCCACUGCUUCCUCAAACUAAAAAAGAAGAGGUUCUUCUCUCUACUGUAAUUAGUUUUUUAUUUCAUCAGCCCACUUUUCUUUUGGCAAUUAAAUAUAAAGAUCAUAAUACCUAAACUAAACAUACUCAUAUGAUUAAAAUUAUGAACAAUUAAUUGAUAUCAUCUAUAUAAUUUCUUUUGUACCCUAUUAAUUUUCAUACUAAGGCAUAAAGCCAUAAAUUUUAAGAGAUUGCGAAAUAUUAUCGAUUACUAGCCAUGAUUUUAAGAGUAGGACAAGAUCAAACCAUUUCAAGUUAGUCUCAUAGAAUCUUAACUCAUGCAUCGAUCAUUACAAUAUUGAUUUUUAUGGAUAUAUUGAACUUUAACAAUCCAAGAGUAACUUCAACAUACGAUAUUAUUUAUCUUCUAAUUAACUAUUUUAUAAAAGGCAAAAUGUCUAGAUAUACAUGGUCCAAUGUAACUAUUAGUUUGAUACUUAAAUUUACCAAGUGAUCUUCACAAAUUUACCAAGUGAUCUUCACACUUCAACUUAGCACAAAUGUCUCGUGAACACUCUGAUCUAUCAUAUUUCAUUCAUACUGCUCCUCUCUCAGUCUUCUCAAUUUUUAGUCCUUCAUCUCUACACCCACCAUGACAACAACAGCACGAGGCUUGUCUUGUUCUUGCCUCACUAUCCACAUGAAGGAAUGGUUCUCAAUAUAAGCAUAAGAAAGUUCAUUUCUCCCACCAUGGCGGGAGAACUUUACUUCCUUAAACUGAAAACACAAUUUACUUUUCCAUCUAUUUGUUUCCUCCAUUUUCCAUUCAAAUUUCAAUUUUCCAUUUACAGAUAGAAGAAGGGAGAAUGGUGGAUCAUUUGAUCAAGAUAAAAGAAACAAAUGGUCAAGAUCCAUCAGGGUAGCAAACAAAUGAAUCUGCAAAUCAAAUCUGUGAUAAAAUGUUUGCCCAUUUAGACAAUUUAUCUAUCAAAUCACGUACGAUAUUCAAAGUAAAUGUGGGGCUAAGUGAAUCAAAUCCAGAUGCUUAUACGCCAAAGAUGGUCUCUAUUGGUCCUUACCAUAGGAAAAAUCCUCAACUUUGGCAAAUGGAAAAGUACAAAGUAUUGUACCUACAAAGGUUUCUUAAACGGAAAAAGGAGCUUGAUGUAGAAAGUUGCAUCAGUGAACUAAUGAAAUUGAAAGAGGAAGCACUAAAGUGUUAUGAUGAUAUAGAAGACUAUGAUAAUGACAUGAAGGAUAUUUCGUUUCCUGGCAGUAUAAAAAAGCUCAAUGAUUACAUGAGUGGCAUUGCUGAUCAAUUCUUGCAAAUGUUGUUGCUUGAUGGUUGUUUUGUGGUUGAGUUCAUUCGAGAGCUAAGUGGAAGAUAUCCAAUAGGAGAAGAAACAAUUAUCAAUACUAGUGUUGGUUACAUAUUUGAUCAAGUGACUCGAGACUUGAUGUUACUAGAAAAUCAACUUCCCUUCUUUAUCCUCGACAAGCUUCAUCACAUGACAAAGCAAGAUAAUGAGUUACCAUUUGCAAUAAUGGCAAAAUAUUGCUUUCCUAUUAACUUGCCAAAAACGACUCAUCUAGCACUUCUAAAGCUAUAUUAUAAUGCAAAUGCAGGAAAUAUCAAACAUUUACUUCAUCUAAUACACAUGUCAUGGCAUCUUGUGAAUCCUAACACAUAUCCCGGAAAGAAAAGCUUAUGCUGCAAUCCUUUGCAAAUAUUUAGGUCGAAAGAAGAGCCGAAAGAUAAGGAUAACAAGGUCAUGCCAAAUGCAACAGAGCUUUCCGGAGCUGGAGUUAACUUCACAAAUUUCGGAAAUAUUUAUGGCUCGUAUGACAAAGAAGGUAUUUUGUAUACAAGUUUAUUAGAGGAUAUUUUGGAUACAAGUUAUUUUGAUAUAAAGUUCGAGAAUGGACUGAUGAAAAUCCCUUGCCUUGAUAUCUUUGAUAGUACCGAGUCCAAUCUGAGAAAUCUCAUUACUUUUGAACAACAAUAUGAUGUACAUCAUAAAUAUUUCAGUGAUUUUACGGCUCUCAUGGAUUAUCUUAUCGACUCAGAAAAAGAUGUGAGUUUGCUUCGCCAGAAAGUAAUCAUUGUUAACGAGAUAGGAGAGGACAAAGAAGUCACUAGAAUCUUCAAUACAAUUGGAAAAGGGGUUAGAACUUCACACGGCUUUAAAUACAAAGAAGGAUACAGAAAAAUACUUCAACAUUGUGAUAAACCAUGGAACAGAAUGCAUGCAAGUUUGAUCCAUAAUCACUUUAGUAGUCCUUGGGUAGGAGCUUCGACUGUGGCAGCUAUUAUACUCCUCAUACUCACAACUAUACAAACUAUUCUAGCAUUCACUGGUGGCGUUAAGUAGCUAGUAAUUGUUUUUAUUAUCAUAAUGGUCUGAAGAUCUCAAUUGUAGUGCUUCUUUACAACUCCAUGCAUGUAAUUUGCAUGUGUGUUGAUGAGCUAAGGAGCAUUUCAUUAAUUCUAUUUCCCCCUUCUGUAUGUAUUGGGCUUGUAGUUGAAUGCUUAUUAGUUUAUUUCAAGUAUUUAUUGACCUUGAGGUUUAUUAACUGUGUUGAUUUUUUAAGUGGUUUAUUUUAUUAUUAAGGAAUUAUAACUGAA